This is a messenger RNA of Misgurnus anguillicaudatus (oriental weatherfish), 2443 nucleotides long. NCBI's taxonomy places the organism in Eukaryota, Metazoa, Chordata, Actinopteri, Cypriniformes, Cobitidae. The record is from RefSeq and is a predicted model, not a curated record.
GAUUGCAAUCCCACGAUGCUACACAUCAUUUGAGGAUCCUGGAGAUAUUCUCAGUCGUGAUCUACACAUAUUUUGUGACGCAUCUGAAAGGGCUUAUGGCUCAGUAGCCUACAUGCGAACAGAGAACAACGAUGGACAUGUACAUGUCUCAUUUGUGUUGGCCCGUUCACGAGUUGCCCCUCGGAAGCAAAUGACGAUUCCGCGACUGGAAUUGAGUGCAGCACUUAUAGGAGCACAGGUUGCCAAACUUCUACAAACUGAACUAACUCUCAACAUUGAUCAUGUUACCCUCUGGUCAGACUCAUCUACCGUUCUACAGUGGCUGAAAUCGGAUUCAUGCAGAUACAAAGUCUUUGUCGGAACCCGGGUUGCAGAAAUACAGUCACUCACUGAUAUUGAUAUCUGGAGGUAUGUUAAUUCAGGGAACAACCCAGCUGAUGUCAUAACACGUGGCCAAUUACUUAAGGAUUUAAUCCUUCCUUGUCGCUGGAGUAAUGGACCAGAUUUCUUACACCAGCCAGAGUCAUGCUGGCCCUCUUUACCGGCAGUUGAAACUGAACCAGAAUCAGAGUUGAAGAAGUCUGCAAUUUGCCUUAAUGUAUGCACCAGUUCAGACAUUGCCCUACCUGAUAUCAGUCAGUAUACUACCUGGACUGAAUUAUUAAAGGCAACAGCGACCUCCCUUCAUGGGGCGGCUACCUCUUCCACACAAUCAACAGAUGAUUCGUUAAACUUCAUCUCAGCAGAGAGGCUCCUCUUACAACAGGCUCAGAAAGAUUCCUUCCCAGAGGAAUUUAAGGCUCUUGCUUCAGACCGACCAUUACCAUCCAACAGUAGAUUGGCAUCACUAUCACCCGAGUUUGAUAAGAUCAGUGGACUCAUCAGGGUUGGCGGGAGACUACGACAUGCCAAAGAUAUGGAAUUGGACGCCAUACACCCCAUCGUGCUUGAUCCACAGCACAGCCUAACCAAGCUUCUAAUUAAGGAUUAUGAUGCCUCCCUUUCACAUCCUGGGCCAGCAAGAGUCUUUGCUGAACUAAGAAGACGUUAUUGGAUUCUACGGGGAAGGGAGUCUAUUAAGAAACAUCAAUACACAUGCAUUGACUGUCAAAAAUGGCGUGCCAAGCCUAACAUUCCCAAAAUGGCCGACCUUCCACCAGAACGCUUACAUCUGUACAAGCCCCCCUUCUAUUCCACUGGAAUGGAUUGCUUUGGUCCAUUCACGGUGAAGAUUGGCCGAAGAAAUGAGAAAAGAUGGGGAAUAGUGUUUAAAUGUCUGACAACCCGUUGUCUACAUCUUGAUCUGUUAGAAAGCAUUGACACAGAUGCAUUCCUAAUGUCUCUUAGAAGAUUCAUAGCUCGAAGAGGGAAACCAUUCGAGCUUCUCUCUGAUAAUGGUACCAAUUUUGUUGGAGGAGACACUGAGAUGAGAACAGCCUAUGAAGCCAUGACGCCUGAUCUGAAGCAACAACUUGCUGAACAACAGAUUUCAUUCAGAUUCAAUCCACCUAGUGCCCCUCAUUUUGGGGGAGCAUGGGAAGUCAGUAAAGCAGGCCCUAAAAGUAGUACUGAAGGACCAAACAGUGUCUGAGACUGUACUCCGUACCAUUCUCACUGAGGCAGAGGGCAUCUUGAAUGCUAAACCAUUGGGAUACACAUCCUCAGAUGUGGCAGAUCCUGACCCUAUUACACCUAACAUCCUGCUAAUGGGUCGUCAUGAUUCGUCACUUCCACAAGUACUCUAUGAUUCAAGUAAUCUUUUGGGAACUAGAAGAUGGAAACAUAGUCAAGUACUUGUUGACCAUUUCUGGGCUAGGUUUAUCCGUUAUUACCUCCCGAAUCUGCAAGAAAGACAAAAGUGGCGUAAAGAGGGAGGAGAAAUUAGUCUGGACCAAGUGGUACUGAUAGUGGAUCCACAACUGCCACGAGCAUGUUGGCCAGUAGGAAGAGUGACCAAAACUUUCCCUGGACUUGAUGGACGUAUCAGAACAGUUGAAGUUCAGGUACACAAUCGCACUUAUGUAAGACCUGUAUCCCGUAUAGUAUCACUCCCUAAACUCAAUGAAGAUGACACUAUUGCCCCUACCAGUUAGUUAGGAUUUCUCACUAAUUCAAAUGUUCUUAUACACAUUUGGGGGCGGCUGUGUGAGAAAGCCCUAACCACGCCCCCUUGCGUAGUACGUCAUGCACGCAUUGGAGACAUGUUCAGACAUGCAGACUCGGCAACUGAGAGUGAAAGGAGGCUAACGGGAUGGUUUAUGCAUAUUUGUAUAUGUUUUUCCCGUGUGUACUUGAUUACGGACCAUGUGUGAAUAAACAUAUACAGAUCUUCAUUUGAUUCAAAAGCUGAACUAUGCCUCAUUAUUCCGUUUCUCUAACCGGAAACAUCCACAUCCAUCUUGAGUGCAUUUUCACAUGAACCCACUGAGCGUCCUAAACGCUC